AUGCCAAAUAGCGGCGCUGCUGACGUACGGAAAGCGGCGACCGGUCUUUUUUUCGAAGCUGGCGGGGUACCUGGCUUUACGGAGGUGAUGGAUGAAGGGUCUGGAGACAUUAGUAUGGGGAUUUGUAAUGGGAAGGAGGAAGAAAACUUGUGUUUUGUGACGUUGGAAGAUACGGAAAAGAUCCCGCUGCGAGCUGAUUGGCUGCGCAGACACGCAAGGUGA
Molecule: messenger RNA, 222 nt
Organism: Phytophthora nicotianae INRA-310
Lineage: Eukaryota; Oomycota; Peronosporomycetes; Peronosporales; Peronosporaceae
Exons: 1
Coding region: 1-222 (73 amino acids)
Source: RefSeq, a predicted model, not a curated record